Staurois parvus is the source of this 304-nucleotide messenger RNA. Lineage: Eukaryota; Metazoa; Chordata; Amphibia; Anura; Ranidae. The record is from the annotation of a GenBank genome assembly.
UUUGAUCCUGACUUCUCUGAUCCUCCCCUUCUUCCAGUGCCCUCCUCUUAUCUCCUGAUAAGACAUAUUGUGUAUAGACACUCUGCACAUGCUCUGUUUUUUUUUUUCCUUGGGAGAGUGCAUGUGAUCAGCACAGGGCCAAUCAGCACUGUCCAGAUAAAGGUCAGGGGUCCUGCAUCCUCCUAGAGCAAAAUGAAAACUCCUCAUACAAGCAUUAACCAGUGCUCCACUGGACACUGAUAGAAGUCACAAGACUGCUCUAACUGCGGAUGAGAAAAGGUAUUUAGCAUUUUAUAUUUGCUAA